This is a messenger RNA of Betta splendens (Siamese fighting fish), 1188 nucleotides long. RefSeq names its product coiled-coil domain-containing protein 136-like. Gene Ontology annotation, biological process: single fertilization; acrosome assembly. Gene Ontology annotation, cellular component: acrosomal membrane. Lineage: Eukaryota; Metazoa; Chordata; Actinopteri; Anabantiformes; Osphronemidae. The record is from RefSeq and is a predicted model, not a curated record. The transcript has 5 exons. The coding region runs from base 307 to 1056 and encodes 249 amino acids.
UGACGUCACUGCAUCACGCUGAGAGCGGAGCUGAUGCUGAGGAGCAAAUAUAGGACGAGAGGAGGAGGAGAGGCAGCACAGUGUUUAUGCAGCCUGUGUGUUUGCUGUGAGCAGCGGAGCAAAAACCAAGGUCAUUCAGACGGGAUCAGAGGGCGACGCAGGGACCCAGUCACUGGAGGAUGAAGGGGCCCGGAGCGUGACGAGGCUGCGUCUGCCUCAUCCUCCCUCCUCACCCGCUGCUCAUUCUGCCUCACCCCCCGCCUCCCUUCACCACCAGCAGCUCCUCCUAUUCCAUCAGCUGCAAGCAUGGACGGACUCCGGCUGCCGCCCGUCAUAGAGGAGGUCCUGGACCCAUCCGACGAGCUGUGUGAGCUGAAGGUGGAGAAGCCCAUCAUGCUGGGAGACGCUCUGACGGACAAGGAGAGGGAGUCUCUGGAGGAAACCUACGAGGAGGAGGAGGAGAAGGAGGUGAAGGAGGAGAAGCAGGGUGAUGGAGGUGAAGAAGAGGUGGAGGAGCUGAGAGCCCAUGUGGUGCAGCUGCUGCUGGAGCUGGAGGAGACCAGAGAAGUUUCCCAGAGGCAUGAGGAGAGCUUCUUGGAGCUGCAGGGUCUGCUGGAAGACGAGCGAAUGGCCAGCACCAACCAGGCCGAGAGUUUCACCAGACAGAUCCAGAAGCUGCAGGCCCAGCUCCGCUCCGUGCAGGAGGAGAUGGACAGUCUGGAGGAGGAGAAGGAGAGCGAGCUGGCAGAGGCACAGGAGGAGCUCCGCUCGGCUCAGGAGGAGGUUCUGGUUCUGCAGCAGGCGGCUGAGGAGGCGGCCGCAGAGAGGGAGAACGACAUCGCCUCCCUGCAGGAGGAGCUUUGUCGGCUGAGGGCAGAGCUGCAGCGUCUCCAGGCCACGGCACAGGAGUACGAGCUGGAGAUCACCACGCUGAGAGCCGAGAUCAGCAUGAAGAGCCUCGGACACGGUACUCAGAGCCCGGUCUGGCCCGCUGUUGUAGUGGCCUCCUCUGUCUGUGUUGGUGCAUCGCUCAGUAGUGACACCUGCUGGAUCUAAAAGGCUCUGCAGGCGGCCUGCGUGGAGGUUGGAGGCAGUGGAUGGUUCUGGUUACUCAACCAACAAGAAAUACUUUAUUGAUUACUUUCUUCCGAGAUGCUCAAUACAAGAUAAGAACUCUGAUGAUGAACU